GGGUCUUUGGUGGACAUUGCUCUCGGAACGUCCUUCUUGAAUAACCAACUUGAAUUUUGAAUUCAAGCCCCAUGACUACUCUUCAACUUUCUCAACAUCUACGACCGCUAGACAGUCGCCAAAGUUCAGCAGCGGGCCACCAUCAUCUCAAUCAGCUAGCUUUCAGCACACCAUGGGUACACCUCAUCGGGGUCUCCCUCCACCUUCGGCAAUGACGCUACCAGAUCCAGGACGGGGUCCUUCUCAAAUUUCACAUUCACUAGGCGCGUUACCUCCCGCUCCAUCUCAAUGGCAAGGCUCUGAGGAUGGGAUGAAGAACUGGCUCGCAGCGAAGACCGAAGAGGAAAAGAGGAAGCAAGAGGAAGAGAAAACAAGACAGGAAAACCUAAAGUUGGAGCAGCGCAAAAUCGAGCUGCUCUUGCUCCGUGAAUCUAUGCAGGGCGGGAUUCCACCUCAUCUUGUUCCCAUCAUAUUCGCCGGAAUUGGAGGAGGGACUCUGUCGAGCAUUAGCGCUGAACAGAUUCAACAAUACACCGCUCAGGUGCAAGCUGCUCAACAACACCAAGCUCAAGCUCAGCUCUCUCCGAAUAUGAGAAGAGAGGCCAGAGUGAUUAGCCAGCCGCACUCAACAACAUACGGAGGACAACCUGAAACGCCACAGUCGAUUCUUCCCCCUACUUCUGUGUUACUCGGGCAGCCGCAAUCGCAACACGCUCCACCUACUACGUAUGGUGGUGGACCGAUGUCUCCAAGGACACGAGGAGCUCAGUUUUCUGGCUUUGGCGGUCCUCCUACUUCUGCUCCACGUCCUCCGCAGUCCCAGUUGCCUAGGUUGACGACCAACGAAAUGAACAUCGAGCCGCCUCCAGCGGGACCUUCAAAUCUACAACAGCAGUCACAGUCGGCACAGCAAGAGCAUUCUUCGCCUUCUAUCUACUUUCACCAUUGGGUCCCUCCAGCGUCACAGCAGGAAAAGAGCUCAAGUGGCGUUCCGCCAGCAACGCCUUCAGAAUACACCAGCUCCCCCAAGAAGCGGAAGGCCCAAGGCCCGCACCCAGCUCCACCGCCCCCUACAUCGACGCUCCAAUCCCACACAUCGCCAUCGUUCUCGUAUGUAUCGACUUCAUCGACUUCAACACCAGGACGAGGAGGACACCACCGAGCCCAUUCAGAUGUUUCUGCACGAGGACCAGAAGGCUCUGGCGGUGCUGUGAAUCGUCGCGGUACGGUAUCUGGGUCAGCAACACGACAGAUGGAUGUUCAUGAGCCAGCAAGAGGAUCAGAAGGCAAGCAUCCACCGCACCUGGACCAGGUGUACGCAACGCCACCACUUCGAAAUGAUGGUCGAUUGCAAGGUCCACCAACGCAUGCGUCAUCUUCUGCUCCAAGUCAGACUGAAACGCGAAAGCCUGGGCCUCAUCACCCAUGGGGGUAUAUGUCAUCUCCCAAGCGGGAACCUGGCGACCACUAGAUCGGAAGCUUGAUGUCAACAUGAUAGCCAUAUCGGGCC
Molecule: messenger RNA, 1510 nt
Organism: Dothidotthia symphoricarpi CBS 119687
Lineage: Eukaryota; Fungi; Ascomycota; Dothideomycetes; Pleosporales; Dothidotthiaceae
Exons: 3
Coding region: 173-1471 (432 amino acids)
Source: RefSeq, a predicted model, not a curated record